Striga asiatica is the source of this 2495-nucleotide messenger RNA. The record is from the annotation of a GenBank genome assembly. NCBI's taxonomy places the organism in Eukaryota, Viridiplantae, Streptophyta, Magnoliopsida, Lamiales, Orobanchaceae.
AUUUUCUAUAAAAGGUAGUUUUUUUUAUGGUACUCACGAUCUUCAUUCGUUAGGGUUUAAAGAGGGGUAGAAGUAGGAGAGGAAGAGAGAGAGUACGAUUUCUGCUCAACCGUGGUUCAAUCAAAGCCUGAAUCUUGUUUGAGCUAUGGCUUUCUGGGGUAUUGAGGUGAAACCUUGGAAGCCUGUCGUCCAUUCAACCGAAAAGGCUCGAGGAAGGCUACGAGUCUCCCAGGCCACUCUGGGUAUCGGUGGUGCUAAGGAAAAGAGUAUAGUCCAGUGCAAUGUGGGUAAAAGAAGUCCAGUUCUACUCUGUGUUUUGCUUCCCAACCUAACCGAGUCUUGCCACCUGGAUCUGGAAUUUGAGGAGGCCGAUGAUGUUGUAUUUUCUGUUGUUGGCCCCCGAAGUGUGUACCUCACCGGCUAUUACGUCUCUAAAAGUCAACCGUCCAAUCCCCAUAGUGAUACAGAAUCAUAUGGCGUGGAUAUUGAAGAUAGCCUCACAGAAAAAUCAAGUUACGGUAGCGAAGAUGACAAAUACGAGGACAGUUUCAUUGAUGAUGACGAGAUAAAAUUUCGUUCACCAUCCCCUGUCUCAAGCAGCAAAGAGAUGGAUGAGGUGAAGAGCAGAAAGGGUUGUGGCAAGCGACUCAGGAAGAAAGCUCAGGUUGUUGAGUCAGAUGAUGAGGCUAACACAUGUGAAAGUGUAGAUGAAGAUGGCUGCCUUUUAUCUGUAUUUAUGAGUAAAAAAGAUGCAAAGAAAAAUUCCACCGAUGCUGGAUAUAUUGAUCAGGCAACAGUCCAAAAGGCUGAAAAUUUGGAAAACGGGGGUGUGAGUAGCAAAAAAUCAGAGAAAAAUGUUGAUUUUGAGGAUGAACAUGGAAAACCAGAAAGAGGAAAAACUCGAAGGAAGAGAAAAGACCACCCGGGAACUGAGAAGGCCUUUGAUGUUCAGGGUGAAGGCACAAAUUUGGAAGUUGGAGACUGUUUGUUACCUCCUCUAGAUUCAGUCUCUGAAGAUUGUGAAAAAUCAAAAAAGAGGAAAAAAGGACACCAGUUGAAGGGGACAUUCAGUGAUGGGCCUGACGUGAAAUGUCAUAAUAAGCAUGAUAGGCCAGCAGAAAAUGGCGAUCAGGAACAAAAAGUUGACAACACUGUCAGUACAAAAUCCGAGCUACUUGAUAAUGUUAACCAACCAGAGAAAAAAAUUAAGAAAAAGAAAAACAAGAAAACUCGAUUUCAAGGAGAUUCUGGCUUAGACUUGCCUAGCACAACAGAUGAUCAAAACAACACAUCCAUGAAAAUUGAGGAACAAACUGCACAUGAAAAUGAAAUGCGGAGUCCAAAGAGGACCUUAUCAAAUGGGUUGAUUAUUGAGGAGUUGACAAAAGGACCACUGGAUGGAAAAGUUGCUGCACCGGGAAAGAAGGUAAAAAUUUAUUACACUGCCAUGCUGAGGGAGAAUGGAAAUAUAAUUGACUCAAAUGUGGGCAAAAGUGCCUUCAAGUUCCGUUUAGGUCAAAUCAAAGGCUCUGUUCAUAUGUUUCAUGCUUUCAUUCUUCAUUCAGGUGAUGAGGGAAUUAUGGAAGGAUGGAAUCUUGGCAUCGAUGGUAUGCAUGUGGGUGACAAGAGACGACUCGUAAUCCCACCACCCAUAGGUUCCGGGAAACAUGGAGCCGUUGAGAAUGUGCCACCAGAUUCGUGGCUUGUGUAUGAUAUUGAAUUGGUUGGUGUCCGCAAACGUUAGAAGCCAACCUUGGAUUACAUGUAUCUCUCUCGCAUGAUGAACAUGGUCCAGACAUAAUUUGGGGCGGAUGAAGUUCUUUUAGUGUACCUGGUGUUAUGCUAAUUCUAAAUUCUGAGUUUUGAUAUUCAUGUUCAGGUUUUAUAACUAGCAACUUUUAUCUUUAUGAUUCUCGAUUUGUCAAAAGAUGUCAUAAGCAUACUAAUAGAUUGCCCGUGGCCAGACGUAGAAAUUAGGAAUCUCCAUCUCAAGGAAAAAAAAAAAACAACGAACUCAGUUGGAUUGAAUGGCUAACAAAAUCUAACCAUUAAUCUGUAAUACUUUCUAAAGGACAGCUACCAAUGUCUAAACUUUUCAGUUCUCCAACAAUGUUUGGUGAUUUCUUAAUCUAUGUGAAGUAAAACCAGCCUAUUUUAUUAAAGACAUUUUCAACACAUUAUGUGAUAUCCCCUGUCCAUUUUCUUACCCAGUUCUUUUGUUGAAAACGCCAAAAUGUAGCAUUAAUGACAGUUCAUAGAAUCAUAAAAAACACAUAAAAACGCAACAGAAAGACCCAUGUUUCUAGUACAGAUGUCUCAACACCACCAUAUUAAAUAAUAGUGCAUGAAGAUUCAAGUUGGAUGUAACAAAUGUCAUUGAAGUGCCAUCAGACAACAAAAACACAAACUGGCAGUCGUCUACCGCUCAAGAUAUAAAUAGGUAGGGCAAGGGAAGUCAGAAGCUGCUGGACAUUAGUCUUUCCUAAGCUCCAUGA